AAAUAGCUAGGAAUCGAAACCGGACUACUGAGUUUCGACAAUCAGGAUUUGUGUUAGGGACCAGUGAAAUAUGCGGUCAUAAAGCCAAUUUGACCCCUAGCUUCCACACACUGACCCCGAAACCACCCACUCAUCCAUUCAAUGCAACCCAAUAUAACAUUCAGUCCAUGAGAGUUAUCUCCCUUGACAUGCUAACAUGGCGGAACCGAAGGUGAAAGCAGAGACGACGAAUUCUUCAUCGAAGGUUAACAGUUCCUCAAGCUAUGGCUGGAGGCAGGCACCGACCACAAUGUUAUUUAGAAUCACCAAUUUUGAAUUGUUCGUUAAACCUAACAAACCUGUGAUGUAUGCUGGAAUCUCCAUGUUUGUUGGUUGCGUGGCUUAUAUAAUCUUCAUGAACAUUAACGAUGACAAAAAAAACAAGACCUACGUCUCUGUUGCUGAAGAUGGAUCGUUAAUAAAAAGACAGCGGACUUCUCGCUGGGAUUAAUUCCUAAACAUCA
Molecule: messenger RNA, 503 nt
Organism: Octopus bimaculoides (California two-spot octopus)
Lineage: Eukaryota; Metazoa; Mollusca; Cephalopoda; Octopoda; Octopodidae
Product: small integral membrane protein 8
Source: RefSeq, a predicted model, not a curated record